AUGGCUACUACCCCCACAUUCACACAGAGUCCUGCAUUCCCAGAUCUCUGGGUGGCCAAGACUCUAUUGAAUGGACUUGUUUAUGGGACAUGCCGAUUUCGGACACCACCAGCCAAUCCAGAGCUUGACAUACCGCCCCAUGCCUACCCUAACACUCACCUUUUGCUCCCUCCAGCUCAUGGUGGUAUCAUCAAAUUGUCCUACCAAGAUAAGGACUUCCACCCACAAUCAUACUCCUCAGGCGGUGGCUCACCACAACUCUCUUUGCCAACAAUGAUGACCCCAUGUGAAAAUCGUGCUGCCCGCAUGUCUCCUUCCCAAGCUGUGGCCCAAACUUUGUUUGUGGUUGCCUUACUGGGAGGAGGAGACAUAGUACUCUGCAAUGUCCCCACGCAAAAAUCUCGCCACCCGCAUCUUUGGUUCUCGACUUAUGGGCUGACCUUUCUUAGGUACUCUAACACACUCCCUGCACCACUCAUCUAUCUCACCAAGGCAGAUGGGGUGCAUCCAGAUAACCUCGUACCACUGAAACAGUCAUUUUGUGAUAUCUACCCGUACUUGUGUUCAACAUUCAAUGCCGAGAAUGAAUUCGAACAGAAGGAUGCUGCCAUUUACUUUGACAAUGAAGAUCUUGAAGUGCACCUUGGUCAACUAGAAAAGACAGAGGUUGCUGAGGCUAUCCAUCUCCGGUGGUAUGGCAACAUGGAUGUGAAAAUCAUUUUUGUAGAGCACAAGACGCUCAGAAAAGACUGGACAGGUGACAAGUCCAUCAAGGCACGUUUUCCGAUCAAAGAACACCUCGUGAAUGCUUUCCUGUGUGGAGAAUACACCAUGGACACGGAGCUCCAGGCUCUAGUUGACAAAUGCAAGAAGACUCAAGCCAAAGUCAAUUCCAUGAUCAGCUCACAAGCGAAGUUCAGUAUCGGAUUCUUAUGA
Molecule: messenger RNA, 936 nt
Organism: Suillus discolor
Lineage: Eukaryota; Fungi; Basidiomycota; Agaricomycetes; Boletales; Suillaceae
Product: VTC domain-containing protein
Exons: 10
Coding region: 1-936 (311 amino acids)
Cellular component (GO): vacuolar transporter chaperone complex; fungal-type vacuole membrane
Source: RefSeq, a predicted model, not a curated record